UGCGAUGCAUUCGUACGUCUUACGGUAGAGUAUGUGUAGAAAAGAAGGAACCUCCUUCGUACAGAUGCGCGAACAUUCAUGAAAAUCUGUGAAUAUUUGUUUUGAGCUCGUUCGGACGCCGAAAUUUCGCGUGUAAGAGAAAACCCGGGCGUUCGUUUCUUUAAUUCCCGUUACGGCGAUACCAGACGCAUAUGUGCAACCACGUAAAGUAACGAAUAUUUGCUAUGGUCUCUUUUACUGGUCUGAGGGAUUUCCUUAGGGCAGAAAGAGCAGGAUAGGUCCCCGUGAAGACUUCGGGACUCCUCCCCGAGCAGCCAACGGAGUAAUUCCAUGUGUAAAAAACAGGAACUCUUCGCUCCGCAUGCUCAUUAAAAACUUCCGGUGACCUUGGAUUUUCUUCAUGCACACGUCGCGACGAGAGGUAAUACAAAACGGCUUGUUGCUGCCUUCACCACACUUCUUAUUAUCACCACCAGAAGCAGCAGCAGCAGUUUUUGCGUAGUGUGUGGCCGCUUCAGCCAAUCACAGUCACCGUUGUCAAAAAUACUGUGAGAAAUUUGAAACGUGACGCGACAUCUGUGACCGUGGCAGACUUAUCUGGUGUCGCUCUCCAGCAUACACGUCGGCCUAGAGGCAAGCAGUGCUGGUAUACCAUGUGUAAUCGGGGAUUGAUCACUGAUAGACAUUGUGCCGCUAGCCGCAGCAUCCACCGGUUCAAUUGAAACGUAAUAGAAACCCGACUGCAAAGACGGCAGAUCUUAGCAGAAUGUCUUCAAGCAACAGGAUGAAAUACGGUAAAGUAGCCGUAUUCGGCUGCCCCAAUGUUGGAAAAACAGCAUUCAUCGUGCGGCUCAUAACGAAACGAUUCAUUGGAGAGUACGAGAGUGGAAAAGAGAUGAUCUACAACCUUCGUUUCGUUCACGAAGAUGACGUCAUCGAGCUAGAUAUUCUCGACAGCCAAAUUGAACAGGACGCUGUGAAGUUAGAAGAGAACAUCAAGUGGGCGGAUGCCUUCAUUCUGAUGUACUCCAUCACAGACAGUAGCGGACUCGAUCGACUUUACGAACUGAAGCGACAGAUCAGCCGUAUCCGGAUCCGCAACGCUCCCAUGAUGCUCAUCGGCAACAAGAACGAUCUCGAACACUUCCGCGCCGUGGCGCGCGAGGCAGCGGCGAACUUUGCCGAGCUUUACCGAUGUCUGUUCUACGAGGUGGCGGCCGCCGAGGACUACGGCGGCGUGCACGCCGCCUUCGGCAGCCUCGUUAUGGAGAUGCGAGCCGAGCAUGCGCGCUGCGCUGUGGCGCUCGAUCGCAAAUCAAAACUAAUGACGAUGAAAAACGCGUUGAAACAGAAACUUAGUAAAAACAAAGGGGACGCGACCGGUGUCAAAACGAGUGACGUCAGAGCAACGUUAGAAGAAGAAAGCGCGCUAUUAUCAGUCGCUAACGCAUCUAUAUAACGGCAAUGACACGAUCAAGCAUAAUACAUAUACUUGUCAUAUCAGCACGCGUAGAUUAUAAAACGGCCAGAAUCUAUAUACUGUACUAGAUUCCGGUACCAAGUUGACCUAUUCUAGAUUCAGGCGUUACCUGAUUGGUCUCCGCAACAGGGUACGAUGUGCGUCACUUCCGGUUUCUUCGAAAAGUACAUCGCAAUGCAAAUUAUGGGGGAAGACCGCAGAAACAAAACUAGAAAAAUGCUUUUUUUUGCACGAGCUCACUGAAUUCGAACUUGGCGGCUAAUAAGGUGCGGAACCGCAGGGGUUGUGCUUUGGGUUGUGUUUCGUGCUAAGCGCUCGUAAUUUUAAACUGAACCGAGCCGUUCAACGAGGGAAUAAAGGGAAACUCAAAAUUAUAUAUAUAUAUAACAACAUUAAAUAUGUAUACAGUUCAUUAGUCAAGUUGAUUAGUACUUGAUAACAGAUGCACGCGCGCAGGCACGUACUAACUCACCCAAAGGAUACAUGUAUAUAGCCGUAACUUGUGCUCGUAUUAAUGAUUACUAACUAUUAAACAUUAUGUAAAUAAAUUUAUUAUUUGAUGAUAUA
Molecule: messenger RNA, 2047 nt
Organism: Priapulus caudatus
Lineage: Eukaryota; Metazoa; Priapulida; Priapulimorpha; Priapulimorphida; Priapulidae
Product: ras-related and estrogen-regulated growth inhibitor-like
Exons: 4
Coding region: 767-1459 (230 amino acids)
Molecular function (GO): GTP binding; GTPase activity
Source: RefSeq, a predicted model, not a curated record